This is a messenger RNA of Cajanus cajan (pigeon pea), 1777 nucleotides long. Its product is annotated as snurportin-1 protein. Gene Ontology annotation, biological process: snRNA import into nucleus. The record is from RefSeq and is a predicted model, not a curated record. Gene Ontology annotation, cellular component: cytoplasm; nucleus. NCBI's taxonomy places the organism in Eukaryota, Viridiplantae, Streptophyta, Magnoliopsida, Fabales, Fabaceae.
CCGAAUCAUCUCUCUUGAAAACAUUCAAAAACAAACGACGCGCUGAACCGUAUCGUGAUUUCUGUCUCGGAUUUUGAAAGAAGAAAAGUAACCCUUCACACUGAAACAACCACUGUCAGUCCCCAUGGCUCCGCACGAUGUCCGCCGUCCGUUCAAGCGGCCGGCGAUCUCCGAUCAGGAGAGGCGCCGCCAACAGUCCCUCCUCCGCCAGGCACAGAACCGCCGCGACGCGCAGCACCACGCGCGCUUCUUAGCCUCCACCGCCCUCUCCCUCCCAACCCUAAUCCCCGAGGCCGAAUCCGAACCCGAACCCGAACCCGAACCAACGGAAAACCCCGAACCUUCGAACGAGAGCCUCGACGUUCUCGGAGCCUCGAAGCUGAAAGCCGCGGAAGCUCGCAAGUGGUUCGCGAAGCAGCUCAUGCUCCCGGAGUGGAUGAUCGACAUUCCCAGCAACCUCUCCCAAGACUGGUUUGUAUUCGCUCGUCCUUCCGGGAAACGGUGUUUCGUGGUUUCGUGUAACGGAACCACGAUAAGCCGUCUUCGGAAUGGUUCCAUUCUGCAUCGGUUCCCCUCCGCGUUGCCAGCCGGAGCGAGGAAGAAGGAUUCCGGUCCCUCUCAGACUUACUCUAUAUUGGACUGCAUUUUCCACGAGGGGGAUCAGACUUAUUACGUUAUUGACAUGCUUUGUUGGCGGGACUAUUCUCUGUCUGAUUGCACUGCAGAGUUUAGGUUCUUCUGGUUGAACUCCAAGCUUGUAGAGACUGGUGCUUGUGACCCUCCCUCACAUUAUCACAAGUAUAGGUUUAGUUUGGUUCCGGUGUAUGGUUGUGACUCGAAUGGACUCUAUGCUGCUUAUUCGGCGCCGGUGCCUUAUGUCAAAGAUGGUCUUCUCUUUUGUAACAAGCAUGCUCACUACCAGGCUGGAAUUACGCCAUUGGCGCUGGUUUGGAAGGAUGAGAACUGUAGUCAGUAUGUUAUGGACACAGACAGUAAAGGGCAGGUUCCCAACCAACAGCAGGUGGUUUUGGAGCUUCAAGAUGAUGGAAAACUAGCUACCUCAGAUGAUCCUCCUGUGGUAUUUGGCUGUUUAGAUGGAAGCUUUAUACAACAGUCGGGGUUGCAGUCAGGAUAUCUUUUGCGAUUUUCAAUUGGAGAGGGAGGAUUAGUUUUGAUGGAUGGGAAGCUUGAGAAAGCUGAUCUACAUUAUCUUGGCAAGGCCAAUCGAGCUCGUGCCUCUGCUGAUAGUUUCUCUAAGGUUAUGUUCCAAUACAGUGUUCGACACUCUCCCCUCAGAAUUGAUGGUCUUUUGGAAUCGGUCAGCAUACCAGUUGAUCAAGAAAGCAAAGCUUGCGAUGUUGAGAUGGAUGGUUGAUGAACGAUAGGGAAUGCACAAUGGAUUGCAUCAGUUUUUUAUCCUGUGUGCAAUGUUAAAAGUUGUCACCUAAAAUUUUUGGUUCACUACGAUGCUUAUUUCUGCGAAGGCUUCCGUAAUUUAUAUUGAGGAUUCAGAAGAUUGAUAGCUACCACGCUUACUGAGAUAGAGUUGUAAUAGUCAUACAUAGAUUGUGAUUUGUAAGCGAAAUUUCUUCAACCCAGAUGGGAGCAGGUGUGCAUGUGCAUGUGCAUGUUAUAUCCAUGUCGUGUUCAUUUGAUGCUGGUAGCCUGAUCAUUGUAUUUGAUUUGAGUUUUUACAAUUCCGAGUCAAGUAGAGUACGGUGUAGCGUAUGAAUUGUACAGUAUUAUAAAUUAUAAAUUUAAAGUUGAAUUCACUACA